Diospyros lotus (date-plum) is the source of this 1728-nucleotide messenger RNA. Its product is annotated as UDP-D-apiose/UDP-D-xylose synthase 2-like. Bases 156 to 1325 code for a protein of 389 amino acids. Lineage: Eukaryota; Viridiplantae; Streptophyta; Magnoliopsida; Ericales; Ebenaceae. The record is from RefSeq and is a predicted model, not a curated record. Gene Ontology annotation, molecular function: carboxy-lyase activity. The transcript has 9 exons.
ACUCUUCUCGCCUCUCCUCUCCUCCCCUCCCUCCUUUUUCCGUGCUUUAAAUAUCCCCAGACGAGACGACGCCAGUUUGAUAUUCUAGAGACGACGGAAAGAGAGGCGAUAGAUUUAGAAAGAGAAAGCGCGCAUUUGUAGAAAGAGAGAGAGGCAUGGCGUCGGUGGCUAACAGAGUAGAUCUGGACGGAAACCCUAUCAAGCGUUUCACGAUAUGCAUGAUUGGGGCGGGGGGAUUCAUUGGCUCGCACCUCUGCGAGAAGCUGAUGGCGGAGACGCCGCACACGGUGCUCGCCGUCGACGUCUACAGCGACAAGAUCCAGCACCUUCUUGAAGCGCCAUCCCUCCCCUGGGCCGGUCGUAUCCAUUUCCACCGCCUCAACAUCAAGAAUGACUCCAGGCUCGAAGGGCUCAUCAAGAUGGCAGAUCUCACCAUAAAUCUUGCGGCGAUCUGUACUCCAGCGGAUUACAACACACGUCCUCUUGAUACGAUUUACAGCAAUUUCAUCGAUGCGCUUCCAGUGGUUAAGUACUGUUCAGAAAACAACAAGCGUCUCAUUCAUUUCUCUACAUGUGAAGUCUAUGGGAAAACAAUUGGAAGCUUUCUUCCUAAAGAUCACCCUCUGCGGCAGGACCCUGCUUAUUAUGUUCUUAAAGAGGAUGCUUCCCCCUGCAUUUUUGGCCCCAUUGAGAAGCAGAGGUGGUCCUAUGCUUGUGCAAAGCAAUUGAUAGAGAGGCUGAUUUAUGCUGAGGGUGCGGAAAAUGGACUUGAAUUCACAAUUGUGAGACCUUUCAAUUGGAUUGGUCCCAGGAUGGACUUCAUUCCUGGCAUUGAUGGUCCCAGUGAGGGGGUUCCAAGAGUUUUGGCAUGCUUUAGUAAUAAUCUUCUUAGAGGUGAGCCCCUCAAGCUUGUGGAUGGUGGCCAAUCACAGAGAACCUUUGUUUUUAUCAAGGAUGCUAUUGAAGCAGUCCUGUUGAUGAUUGAAAAUCCGGCCAGGGCCAAUGGUCACAUAUUCAAUGUGGGCAACCCUAACAAUGAGGUCACCGUGCGGCAGCUUGCUGAAAUGAUGACCAAGGUUUAUUCUAAGGUGAGCGGAGAACCUCCUCUGGAAUCACCCACCAUUGAUGUAAGCUCUAAGGAAUUCUAUGGAGAAGGUUACGAUGACAGUGACAAGAGGAUUCCUGAUAUGACCAUAAUCAAUAAACAACUUGGUUGGAAUCCCAAAACAUCUAUUUGGGACUUGCUUGAAUCCACCCUUACCUAUCAGCAUCAGACAUAUGCGGAGGCCAUAAAGAAUGUCACCUCAAAACCAGUUGCAAACUAAGGGAAGAAACUUUAUUAGUCUGCAAACUAAGGGACGUGGCGUAUUGAUGUUGUGCUCAACCCCAUUAAUCAUGUAUGCGACACUAUUUUUCCAUAUGUCUUGUGUUGCUGCUCAAUGGUUACAUAAAAGUUAAAACCCGGUAAUUUGUAUUUCUAAUACUUCCAGAAGACAGUAGAUUCUAUUAGCGAGUAUAUUUUGAAAUCUUGUGUUAGGGUCUUUAUUUUUUUUCCCCAGUGAUACGUUGAGUGGGGGGAUUAUACAAAGCAAAAAGGCUGGUUCAUUUCUUUGUUGGAUUUGUUUGGAUCCUGGGAUUUUGCUUCUCCUUUGAAAGGAGCAUGUUGUACCAUUUGAUUUGACCCAUUGAGGAUCCUUCCUUAGAUAAGAUUUAAGUUAUUUCUUUCCA